GCUGUACCUGUAGCCAGCAGCAUUUCCCAGGACAGGUGUCUGACCAUUAGUACAGCAUUCCUCCCAUGAAAUUCUUGCGAGUGCAGAGACCGCACGAGGGGGUGAGGGAGGGGUAGGGGCUGCGCACACACGCACGCGCUCUGCCACAGCAGCAGACACGAGCAGCAGCAUCACAACACGCGCCUCCCAGCAGACAGGUGUAAACAGUUCUUCGAGUCUUCUCCCUCCCGGCGGGCCGUAGCAGGUAGCAGGUGUCAGUGUCAAACGUCUUUGUUACUUUUCGUCACCUGACCGAGCAGCACGGGUGCUGGACCAACACCGGCGCCUGUACCCUCAUCAGAUUCUAGACAACGGACGGUGAAAUCGCACGCGAAGAUCUGGGAGGUUCUGGAAGGAGGGGAAAGUAUUUCACAACUGCUACUCUCAGCACAAGACUGGGAUUACUGACAAGGUGAGCACCUGUCCCAGCGUCGUCCUGACAGCACCUGACGGCCUUGGAGGUGCUGGUGCAGCCGGGUGUUUCCCAAAUUAGGACUGAUCCCACCAGGGGCGACUACAGCGACUGCAGCGACUACAGCAGGCAGGUCACGAUGGCGGCGAUGGUAGAACUGCGGAGGAAUCCAGGCCAACCCUGGGGAUUUCGUCUGCAAGGAGGACUGGACUUCGGGCAGCAGCUGACCGUCAAGAAGGUUCAGCCAGGUACCCCCAGCGCCGGCGCCUUGACUCCGGGGGACACGAUCGUUGGUAUCGGCAGCACCAACGCCAAAUCCCUGACACACAUGCAGGCUCAUCAGCUGAUCAAAAGCGCCGGCAACGUCUUACAACUGACACUACUCAGAGGGCAGUCCACGGACUUCUCUGCCAUCAAGCCAAAAGGGCCAGUGAAGUUUUCCCCCUGGAGGCAGAACUAGAUUGACCUUGGAGUUAGUGUCAGCCUUUCCCAUGCUUCUGGCCGUCGACGGAUACUGAGGAGAAAUGUGACCCACAAAACAUCCAUCAAACUUCUUUUUCAGCUGCAGGCCCACGACAUCAGACGAUCACGAGCUGCAGCCAUGCUUGGGUCAGAAGACAGGCAAUGACUGACAUUCUUGCGAUGGAUGCUUGAGUGGCUGGGGAUGGUUUCCUAGCUUUCAUUCACCGUAAGAAUGUUUAUUGAGAUAAACAGCGAGCUUUGGAAAGUGAGAGUAAAUAUUAUAUCAUGGAAGAAUAUAUUUUGACAAAUACAUUUAAGUUUCGUGCAUAAAUUGAUUAUUGAUACUGCCACCAGUUGAAUAGACUAUUACAUACUUAGUAAAGAUCAAAGAAAAGUGUAAAAACCAGAAAAUGUGGGACAAUGAACACUUACUGGUCUUACAAAGCUCUCCUGUGAUUCAGCUGUUUUAUUUACGAAGCUAUUUAUUUUCGAUAUAGAAGUGUAAAACAGUUUCUAGAGUGUUAAGUAAUCAGGUUAAGUAAUCUCAGACAUAAUUUAUACAGACAUAUGUAAGUUAUGGCACUUAGUACUUCAGCAUCCCACCAUCGCUGUCAACUGAUUUUACCUGCUAUGGUGUUAACACCUGGCUAGAACAGGUAAUAAAAGACCUGAUGAGCAGCGGAAGGUUUUGCCAUCACUGGCGAGCCUCGUCUCCUGGAUGCGGUUUUUCACGAGCUAUGCAAAAUGUCAAGCAGCUUUCUUUUGUGACACCAGUUGGUCACAUGAUUAGUCCUCGUGGUGACGUCACACCAUGUGUGUCUGGCACUCACAGCAGUUUGCCUUUACUAUCGGAGUGUUGCACAUUGCAAUAGUUUAUGUUGUACUGGACAUGUGUGUAGUUGUGUGUAGUAGAUACCCGUGUGUGAGGGAUACUGGUGUUGUAAAAGCUUUUCAUUUCCGGGGCUGAGUCGUACUGUCGCUGUAAAGCCUCGUUAACAAAUGUACGUCGACGCCGAAGUUGCGAGAUGGCGAUGACGAGUGAGUAGUGUGCAUGGUUCAUGGUACUUCAGUUGACUGCCACAGUUAGUGAUUGCAGUUCUCGCCAUUGCUCGUCACACCGCGACCUGAAUGACGAGAGGUCACUCGGGUCAACUCUCGUCUCGCGAGACGUGGAGCAGACGGCGAGAAAGAUGGUGGCGUGAGACUGGACCGCGCCAAGCCAGUAGCCACGCUUAUGUGCGUUUGAUAGACGUUUAGGGUUGUGUCCACUCGUCCACAUUCGCUCUGUCACCUGUCGCAGGAAACCGAUGUUAGAGUCGUGUGCACGUGUAGACUGUACGAGUCACUGACACUGACACCUGCAUACUGACACAAACACUUUGCACUCAAUGUUAUGUUUUAGAUUUCAGUGUCCUUUCUCAGUUCUCAAGAGUAACGAACAGCGGUCUUAAGUGUUAAGCAACAUCAAGAUUGAGCAAUAAAUUACAAAAAUAGAAA
Messenger RNA from Pomacea canaliculata, 2410 nucleotides. RefSeq names its product PDZ and LIM domain protein 3-like. The record is from RefSeq and is a predicted model, not a curated record. The transcript is spliced from 3 exons. The coding region runs from base 591 to 911 and encodes 106 amino acids. Gene Ontology annotation, cellular component: Z disc; stress fiber; filamentous actin. Gene Ontology annotation, biological process: actin cytoskeleton organization; muscle structure development. Gene Ontology annotation, molecular function: muscle alpha-actinin binding; actin binding. Lineage: Eukaryota; Metazoa; Mollusca; Gastropoda; Architaenioglossa; Ampullariidae.